CUUUCUUGUUUUUCAUUUUUAAAACUGGAAAUUUUUCUUUCCUAUUUUUCUCUCAGGAAAGAGUGAUUUUAUUCCCUUUUUAUGUGAAACAAUUUAUGUCCCUCCUUUGCUUGACUAGUGGGGUUGCAUACUUUUAUUUCAUUUGAUUCUUUUCUUCAUUGACAGUUGACAACCUUUCAGUUUUGGGUUUUUGCUUUAUCAAGAUUCUCUCAAAAAUUCCUCACAAUUUCCUUAUAAAAUUCUUGCAUUAAAAAAAAAAGAAAAAAAAGAAAAGUGUUCCCUUUUUUUUUUUUUUUCAAGACUCUUGCACCACCCCACAUGCAUGUUUUUGGAGUUUGUCUGAUCUGGAUCCGAUCACCAAGAUCUCCCUUUGUUCUUUUUUCUAUUUGCUAAUAAGGGGUUAAUUAGUUUGUGGGUUCAGGAGUUAAGGGGUUGUGCCUUUUUUGGCUAACCAAUUUUGGAUCUUUUUUCUGUGGUUGUACAAGAACAACAACAAGUGUUGAUUUGGGUGGAGAGGUGUUUGCUUUACUGCUUUGAUGAUUGGGUUGGGUUUGUAGUGUAACUAUAGAGAGUAUUCCCUGAGGCAUGGCUGGUAUUGAUGUUUCAAAGUAUGCACAUAGCCCUGUGCACAAAGCUCUAGUCUUGAAAGAUUAUGCCUCUCUGAGGAAGAUAAUUGCUGCGUUGCCGCGCCUUUGUGAUCCUGCUGAGAUUCAUACUGAAUCAUUAUCACUGACUGAGGAGGUUAAGGCUGAUGCUAUUUCUGCAGUGAUUGAUCGACGGGAUGUCCCCAACCGGGAUAGCCCUCUUCAUUUGGCUGUCAAACUUGGUGAUGAGACUGCAACCGAGAUGCUUAUGCUUGCCGGUGCAGAUUGGAGCUUGCAAAAUGAACAUGGUUGGAGUGCCCUACAGGAGGCAAUAUGUAAUAAGGAAGAAAGGAUUGCGAAGAUCAUAGUUAGGCACUACCAGCCUUUGGCUUGGGCAAAAUGGUGUAGAAGGUUACCUCGGUUGAUUGCGACAAUGAGGAGGAUGAGGGAUUUUUAUAUGGAAAUAACAUUUCACUUUGAGAGCUCUGUUAUACCUUUCAUUUCUAGGAUUGCCCCUUCAGAUACAUAUAAGAUUUGGAAGAGGGGUGCAAAUUUAAGGGCUGAUAUGACUCUGGCUGGAUUUGAUGGGUUCCGAAUUCAGCGAUCUGAUCAGAGCAUUCUUUUCCUUGGUGAUGGUUCCGAAGAUGGUAAAGUCCCUCCCGGAUCACUUUGCAUGAUCUCACAUAAAGAAAAGGAAAUUAUGAAUGCUUUAGACGGUGCUGGAGCUCCAGCGACCGAGGCAGAAGUACAGCAAGAAGUUGCUGCGAUGUCUCAAACGAACAUAUUCAGGCCUGGGAUUGAUGUCACUGAAGCAGUUCUUUUACCACAAACAACAUGGAGGCGCCAGGAGAAAACGGAGAUGGUAGGUUCCUGGAAAGCUAAAGUAUAUGAUAUGCAUAAUGUGGUUGUGAGCAUAAAAUCAAGGCGGGUCCCUGGAGCUAUGACGGAUGACGAAUUCUUCAAUUCUUGCAACGAAAAUGAAACAGAGAGUGAAGAGUUUGAUGAUAUCCUGACAGAGGAAGAAAGAAAGCAGCUUGAGGUUGCGCUCAAGUUGGACUCUUCAGAUGAGAAUGGGGAUGGUGGGAUCAUUGCACAUCGCCACAGUUGUUAUGAACAAAGGGAUAUUCCCAUCGAGGAGAUAAAUGGUUGCAGGAAUGACGACAGUAAGCAGGAAAAGAAGAGAUGGUUUAACAAUUGGAGGAAACGGGAUAUUAAGCCAGAAGGGGAGAAAAGAGUUGUCCCCCCAAGAAGUUCCGUAUGCAUUGAGGAGAAGGUCGGCAAUCAUCUUGAGGGUUCUCCGCCUUUAGAAACUAGGCCGGGGAGGCAUUCUGUGGAUGUCAGAGCGACGAGGGAUGAGUUUAGACUAGGAAGAGAUGCAAAGGCUUCUACAUCUAGCGUUGCUGAAAAUGGAAAUCGGCGCAAAGAUGGAGGCCGAGAAAAUGAGUAUAAGAAAGGAUUGAGGCCUGUUCUUUGGCUGUCUCCAGAUUUCCCAUUGAAAACUGAAGAGCUCCUUCCUUUGCUUGACAUUCUAGCCAACAAAGUUAAAGCUAUCCGGCGGUUGAGGGAAAUGCUCACAACAAAACUUCCAAAAGGAACUUUCCCAGUUAAGGUAGCUAUUCCGGUUGUUCCAACAAUUAGAGUAUUGGUGACUUUCACUAAGUUUGAAGAAUUACAGCCGCUAGAUGAGUUCGAGACUCCUCCUUCCAGCCCUACUGCUUCAGGGAGGGAGAGUCCAACAGUGGUGCAGCCGUCAAGUUCGUCAUGGUUUCAGUGGAUAAAAGCCCCGUAUCAUCGGCCAACUUCUUCCACAGGCAGUCCAAGUAAUAGGAUCGAAAACAUUCAAGAUCCCUUUGCAGUCCCUCAAGAUUACAGUUGGAUCUCAGCAGAAGCUAAGAGAAAGAAAAUGCAGGAAAAGGAAAAGGCAAAGAAAGGAAAAAGUAGGAAACAGUAGCUGAAGCACUUAGGUUCAUAUGAGGGAAUUUUCUCUUUUUCUUUGGUGGGGAGAGGGUGUUGUUACAUUCUUCAUUAGCUGAUCUUGUUUUAGUAAUCUUCGAUAGCUGAGUAAAUCAUUGUGGGUGGUAUAAAAGUUGAAAAUCGCUAUUCUUCCAAAUGCUUGUAAUCAAUAUGGAACAAUUGUUUUCAUUUCAGGUGGAUGUUUCCACAGUAACAUGAUUUCUAUUCUGUUC
This is a messenger RNA of Nicotiana tabacum (common tobacco), 2770 nucleotides long. The record is from RefSeq and is a predicted model, not a curated record. Lineage: Eukaryota; Viridiplantae; Streptophyta; Magnoliopsida; Solanales; Solanaceae.